AUGAAUUCAAGAAAAAGAAAAUUGAUUCAAAAUUGUUUAGCUACAGUUGCAAAUGGAUUUGUAACUGAAGUAGCUGAAGCUAUCGAUGAUGAGGUAAACAAACAAAGAAAGGAGUGGAUGAGAGAGUGGCUUAAAAGAAGGAAUACACACGGGGCCUCAGCUCUUCUGCUAGGAGAACUAGCCUUAGAGGAUGAGUUGGAAUAUAAGAUGUGUCUAAGGAUGACCCCAGCGAAAUUCGAAGAACUUCUUAAUAUGGUGCAUGACAAAAUCGAACGACAAGACACAUUUAUGAGGGAUGCAAUAAAACCAAGAGUGAAAGACGACUGGAAUACUGUGGCUGAGGGUUUUAAGGAGCAUUGGAACUUUCCAAAUUGCUGCGGGGCUGUAGACGGCAAACACAUUUUAAUUAAGGCGUCUGCCAAUUAUGGCAGUAAAUAUUAUAAUUAUAAAGGGCAGCACAGCGUGGUACUUAUGGCUGUUGUUGAUCAUAAAUACUGCUUCAGCUAUAUCAACGUUGGUUUUAAAGGAUCUAAUUCAGAUGGAGGUGUGUUUCAAAAUUGCGCAAUAUAUGAAGCAUUAGAGAACAAUCUUCUACCCGAUGGCCUAUUCCUUGUUGGGGACGAUGUAUUUCCGCUGAAAAUGUACCUGAUGAAGCCAUACAGUGGGUACCGAAGACAUCUUACCGUAAAUGAACAAGUCUUCAAUUACCGCUUGAGCAGGGCAAGAAGAAUUUCAGAGAAUGCAUUCGGAAUAUUAGUUAGUCGUUUCCGGGUUUUCGAAAGACACUUAGCCGUACAGCUAACAACAGUAAAUAAAGUAGUUAACGCAGCCUGUAGCCUUUAA
Messenger RNA from Diabrotica virgifera virgifera (western corn rootworm), 843 nucleotides. RefSeq lists its product as uncharacterized. NCBI's taxonomy places the organism in Eukaryota, Metazoa, Arthropoda, Insecta, Coleoptera, Chrysomelidae. The transcript is spliced from 2 exons. Bases 1 to 843 code for a protein of 280 amino acids. The record is from RefSeq and is a predicted model, not a curated record.